Molecule: messenger RNA, 1571 nt
Organism: Capra hircus (goat)
Lineage: Eukaryota; Metazoa; Chordata; Mammalia; Artiodactyla; Bovidae
Gene: METTL21C
Product: methyltransferase like 21C
Exons: 4
Coding region: 320-1309 (329 amino acids)
Biological process (GO): peptidyl-lysine methylation
Cellular component (GO): cytoplasm; cytosol
Molecular function (GO): protein-lysine N-methyltransferase activity
Source: RefSeq, a predicted model, not a curated record
GGGAUUAAGUGAGUGGCCAAGAGUCAGAAUGGGGAGCCAACCAGCUUCCUGGCCCUCAGCCUCUAGAGCUUUCUACUAUCUUGCGCUAAAGCCUCAGAUGGAAAGGGAGCAGUCUUGCCUUUGGGCCAAAUGCAUGAUGUCAUCAAGCCUCGAUUCACAAGUUACCCGCAACAAUAUGUACAGCUGGGUCAGGCUUUCUUCGUCAACAUUCAGUCCCAAAAGCUCUUAGAGAUACACUUCAGACCGCAGCGAGGCAGCACCGGUCUCGCUACCAGAGGCUCUGUUUCUGCCUUUCUCCAGGCAUAGGAAAGUUGGGGUAAUGCUUCCUGGUCUCCUUCCACUUUGCUCUGCAGCACCAGGAUGGCAGCUCUGGGUGGCUGCUUUCCUCGUCCAAGGAACUAAGCUGAAAAGCAGGUGUUCUUUCCGGCUCAGCAGAUGCAAAGGCGAUAAGCUGCACCUUUCGGAGGCUCUGGGCAAUUCAGACCCGGCAGAGCUCUUGGACCCGGCUGGCUCUCUCCUCCCCAGCGGCCCCGUGAUGGACGCGUGUCUGAGCUCCGAGCAGCAGCCCCGGCCCCUGGAAGAGGCCCCGAGCACCCCGGACGAUGAGACUCUGCACACAGACGACACCAGCAGAUGCCCGGGAGAUUCUAAUGAGAUAGAAGCAUCACUUCGAAGCCUCCAGAAAUUUGUUCCUACGAAUUACCCCAGCUACACCCAGGAGAACUAUCAGUUUGUGGGCAAGAAGAUUGUCAUUCAAGAAUCCAUCGAAAGUUACGGAGCGGUGGUGUGGCCAGGGGCCGUAGCGUUGUGCCAGUAUUUGGAGGAGCACACAGAGGAACUCAAUCUCCGAGGUGCUAAGAUACUGGAAAUCGGUGCUGGACCAGGCCUCGUUUCCAUCGUGGCCAGUAUUCUGGGGGCUCAAGUCACGGCGACAGAUCUGCCUGAUGUGCUGGGGAACCUACAAUACAAUCUCCUAAAGAACACGCUCAACUGCACCACGUAUCUGCCAGAAGUGAAGGAGCUGGUGUGGGGGGAGGGCCUGGAGCAGAGCUUCCCCAAGUCCACGCUUUACUACGACUACGUGCUGGCCUCCGACGUGGUCUACCACCACUACUUCCUGGACAAGUUGCUCGCCACCAUGGUGUACCUCUGUCAGCCAGGAACAGUGCUGCUUUGGGCCAACAAGUUCAGAUUCAGCACCGACUACGAAUUUUUAGACAAAUUCAAGCAAGUUUUUGACACGACACUCUUGGCUGAAUCUCAAGAGUCAUCGAUCAAACUCUUUAAAGGAAUACUAAAGUGGGACUGAACGAAACAAAAUGCCUUUCGAAACAUUAGUGGGUCUGUUGAACAGUGUUAGAAAUUUUAUAAGAUGGCGAAGGCAGUGUGUAGAAUCAACGUGUCUACCUAGAAUAAACCUGAUUAUUACAGCAGCUCUAUAAAACAACCUAUUUUGGAUUAUCUGGUUAAUUGAAAUAUACACAGGCAUAGCACGAAAACAGGAAAGUAGCUUUGUUGGCUUCCUGGAGUUCUCAAUUAAGUGUUUAAUAAAUUUUACAUGAACACAUUAA